UCACCAAACUCCCAGAAUCCACCGCGCAGGGUUCAGUAAGAAGGUGACAGGGGACGCCGAAAAUGGCCUCAGCCUAUCUCACCCACCAGCAGAAAGUACUGCGACUUUACAAGAAAUCACUGAGACACCUGGAAUCAUGGUGUGUGUUCAGAGAUAAAUACCGCUUCUACGCCUGCAUGUUACGGGCUCGUUUCGAUGAGAACAAGAAUGAGAAGGACUUGGUGAAGGCCACGAUGCUGCUGAAGGCGGGAGAGGAGGAGUUCUGGUCCAACCAACAUCCACAGCCCUACAUCUUCCCCGACUCUCCCGGAGGAACCUCCUACGAGAGAUAUGACUGCUACAAGGUACCGGAGUGGGUUCUGGACUGGUGGCACCCCUCAGAGAAGGCCAUGUACCCGGACUACUUCUCCAAGAGGGAGCAGUGGAAGAAACUGAGGACGCAGAGCUGGGACCGAGAGGUGGAGCAGCUCCAGGCUGAGACUCCGGCCGACGGCCCCCAGACUGAAGCCCUGCCCCCGGCCCGGAAGGAGGGUGACCUCCCCCCUCUGUGGUGGCAGUACGUCACCCGCCCCCGGGAGCGCCCCACAUAAACACUGAAGAGGGGGAGGAGGAGCACAGACCACAGGCCCCGCCUCCCGAGUGGAAACACCACCACCAACCUGUACAUGUACCUGAAACACCUUACCUGUAUGUGUUUGAAUAAACUAUAGAGAAAGAACCGUGGAA
This is a messenger RNA of Sphaeramia orbicularis (orbiculate cardinalfish), 726 nucleotides long. Its product is annotated as NADH dehydrogenase [ubiquinone] 1 beta subcomplex subunit 9. Lineage: Eukaryota; Metazoa; Chordata; Actinopteri; Kurtiformes; Apogonidae. The coding region runs from base 63 to 590 and encodes 175 amino acids. The record is from RefSeq and is a predicted model, not a curated record. The transcript is spliced from 4 exons. Gene Ontology annotation, cellular component: respiratory chain complex I. Gene Ontology annotation, biological process: mitochondrial electron transport, NADH to ubiquinone.